AUGUCAUCGAAGGUCGAGUCCAGCGUGAUUCAAACUAGCAACCUAGAGGAGAAAACCCCAGUGGAGGAGUACUUCUUUGAAGGCGGGCGGCAAAAUUGCUUGAAAUUGUGGUUUGCUAAUAGUAGCGGCAGAAGCGGUUCUCUGCGUCGCAUACCGAGAUAUGAGCUUGACGCAAUGCUUAACAUUGCCCAGUGCAAAGUUCUUCACUCAGCUCACACUGAAUUCAUUGACAGCUACGUUCUCAGUGAAAGCAGCCUUUUUGUAUCGGAACGUCGUUUGAUUUUGAAAACAUGUGGAAGGACACGUUUGCUUGCAGCACUACCAACAAUUAUUCAGCUGGCUGCAGAUUAUGCAGGUUUUGAUCAGGUGGUGUCGGUGUACUACUCACGCAAGAACUUCCUUCGACCUGAGCUACAACCUGAAGAACAUCGUUCGUUCGACGCUGAGGUUGAUUUUCUGGACAACUUCUUCCAUGAUGGACAUGCAUAUUGUAUGGGUUCCCUCAAGCAAGACCGUUGGUAUCUCUACACUUACCAUGUCCCUCAGCCGAUAACAAAACUUGCGGACCACACACUGGAAAUACUCAUGACGGACCUUGAUGAAGACGUUCUCCACAUCUUCACAAAGGACGCUUGCGAAAACGGAAAAGAUUGUACAGAGGAUCACUAUGCCACAAUCCAUGUAACACCAGAGAAGGAAUUUUCAUUCGCAUCUUUUGAGACGAAUCAGGACCUUGUUUGCCUAUAUAAGCAGACAAAGGAAGUGCUUAAGUGUUUCCGCCCUGCAAAGCUUCUAAUGACAGUUUUCGCUAACGAUGGAUCGACGAAGGGACGUGAGGCUCAGCAGCAGUUAUGGGAUCGCGAACUUCCUGGGUACAAACGAACAAAUGUGCAAUUCGUCAGAUUGGAGGGCCAAGAAGAGGAGGCUCCCACUUCGAUGCUGCGCCUCGCCGGCUUAGUGGCGACAUUUGCGGCAGCAACAAUGCUCCUUAUUUUCAUUUGGAGCAUGGCACCUCCUUCAGAGUCACGCAGUGCGUUGGCCUUUCCGAAAGAUCUUGAUGCUCUUCGCGAGCUGGCCGACUUAUUGGAGCACUACAAAAUCUUCUCGCAGGCGCUCUUUUUGGUGUGUAUCUCGGAUCAGUCCUUGUAUGCAUUUUUGAAUGCAGUCGGUGCCGACUAUUUUGCUACACACUCUCUCUCUCUACAUGCGACCUUUGUUGAGGCAGAUUUUCUCGCAGGAUUAAUGAUUCUUCGGAGGAAGAUCAUUGUUGAACGACAGCAGCUCUUCAUGUUUUUGCUUGGUGCUCGAAUCUUGCCUUUCUGCCCUCAUUGGUUGCUGAAUAUCUGCUCUCCAUUCGUUGGAGUUACACUACUUCUUCACGCGUCAACAGUGCUAAUAGGUCUGAUUCCAUAUAAUGUGCUAUGCGUUCGUGCCGGUCGCGUACUGGCUGAAGUACGUUCAGUGCACGAUGUUUUCGACGUGACUACGAUUCUUGAACUCGUCGGCCUGGCUAUCGCACUUGUCGGUAUAGGGCUGCUUUCGCGACGACGUCGUAGAAAUGUGCCCGAGUUGCCACGCACACCUUCCGAUUGA
Molecule: messenger RNA, 1593 nt
Organism: Ostertagia ostertagi
Lineage: Eukaryota; Metazoa; Nematoda; Chromadorea; Rhabditida; Trichostrongylidae
Source: the annotation of a GenBank genome assembly